This is a messenger RNA of Aedes albopictus (Asian tiger mosquito), 2908 nucleotides long. RefSeq names its product aquaporin AQPAe.a (gene Drip). The transcript is spliced from 8 exons. The record is from RefSeq and is a predicted model, not a curated record. Gene Ontology annotation, molecular function: channel activity. Gene Ontology annotation, cellular component: plasma membrane. Gene Ontology annotation, biological process: transmembrane transport. NCBI's taxonomy places the organism in Eukaryota, Metazoa, Arthropoda, Insecta, Diptera, Culicidae. The coding region runs from base 692 to 1456 and encodes 254 amino acids.
GUUGUCAUUUAAACGUUGGUUGUUGCAGGGACUGUAUAGUCGCGAUUUGUGUCCGUUCUGGAUUUUAUGAAUUCUACGCGAGUCCGGUCGUAUAUUUAGAACUUCGGUCGUUCAGUUUUGUUUUGGCUGCGGCGAAAAGUUUUUUGGCGACACUAAUUACACCGCGGAUUUGGUUGUAAAUUUCGUGUGUGGAAAGUGGUUGCGAUUCUCGGUCGGUUGUCUUUCAAGUGUUACGGACAAUUUCCAUUCGAGGUCCCCGUCCUCGGUACCGGUUCAUGUGAUUUCGAAUUGCUCGUGGCAUCCCGCACCAGCAGCGCUUGAGAAGAAAAUCGGCGCGAUCUUCGAGUCUCAGUGUCCCGUUAACGAACACGGCAAAGAGUCCGGCUUUGGAACGCCGCACUGCCCGCCGUGGGGAAAACUGAAAAAAGAAACGCAUCAUCUAUAGCCGCAAGCCGAGACGGCGACGGAGACGUGACAAACCGAAUUCAAGUGACGACCGCGCAAAUACAAGUGGAUAAAUAAGUUGUUCAGUGCUGCAGCAGUUGUUGCUUUUUAGAGGGAAAAAGUGCAGAAGCGGAAAAAUUGCUUUUCACGCUUGAUUGGCGCUGGAAAACGAAUAGGCUUCGAGCCAAGUGCAGUGAUUUAGAAGGUUACAUCGGGGAUCAAGCAAGCGAAAGGCGAACAAGGAAAAAUGACUGAAAGCGCAGGUGUGAAACAGCUCGUCGGUGUAGCGGACAUCACCGAGAACCGCAACAUAUGGCGCAUGCUGGUGGCAGAGUUCCUCGGCACCUUCUUCCUGGUGUCGAUCGGCAUCGGUAGCACCAUGGGCUGGGGCGACGGUUACGCACCAACCAUGACGCAGAUCGCGUUCACCUUCGGCCUGGUGGUCGCAACGUUGGCACAGGCAUUUGGCCACGUGAGUGGAUGCCACAUCAACCCUGCGGUCACAAUCGGCCUGAUGAUUACGGCCGAUAUCAGCAUACUGAAGGGAGCCUUCUACAUCGUAUCGCAGUGUGUGGGAGCCAUCGCUGGUGCUGCUCUUAUUAAGGCUGCCACUCCAUCGGAUGUCAUCGGAGGACUCGGUGUCACCGGUAUUGACCCCCGGCUCAGCCCCGGACAGGGCGUGAUGAUUGAGGCUCUUAUCACCUUCAUUCUGGUGUUUGUCGUCCAUGGCGUUUGUGACAAUCGUCGCUCGGACAUCAAAGGAUCUGCUCCGUUGGCCAUCGGGCUGUCCAUCACUGCCGGUCAUUUGAGCGCGAUUAAAUAUACCGGCGCUAGCAUGAACCCAGCCCGUUCUUUCGGACCAGCCGUGGUUAUGGGCAACUGGACUGCUCAGUGGGUCUACUGGGUUGGUCCCAUCGUCGGAGGCAUCCUCGCUGGUGCCGUCUAUCGUCUGUUCUUCAAAAUGAACACUAACAAAGUAGGACAAGUGACUAACGACGUUCAGUACAUAUAGUCGCAGGCUAGCCCGUCUCCUACCUAUGUAGUAGCCGAUAACACCAUUAGCUACCUUAUGUGAUCCUCCAUAACAUGCAUCGGCCACUACCAUGCUAAAGUUCAAAUCCAAUCUGCCAUGUGGGGAAUAAGCGUACUAACAAACAACUGUGUGCAUGUUUGGAUUGUUGAGGCAAACAUUUAACACACCGCGCAUCAGAAAGGAGAAGCGAUUGCAGUGCUUGAACGAAUUCCACCAAAAUCGAUAAACACAUUCAACACGAAACGCCAAAAACGAGCAGAACGAUAUUUAAAACUGUUAUUCACAUUUACUGUAAGCAUAUAUUAGUAAAAAAUUGAACUAGUUCAUAUACAGUUGCACAACACAACCAACACAGGCUUCCUUAAAAUAAUCGAAAAAAAAAUCUAGUAAAAUUCAAAUUUUCUAAAUCAAAAUUCUACAAACAUCAUUGGUGCCUUAUCUCGUAGAGUACACGCUAUCUACAUUCUACACACGUUUCAAACUUGCAAACAUUUCUCGUCAAAGAUGCACGAUCCAUUGAUUCUGAAACCAAAUAAGAAAGCAGAUCGCUGCUCCACAAAUCAUCUACUAACAACCAUCAUUCGAGUUUUAAGAUCUGCAAUUCCCUAUUCUUGGCUUUUGUAUAGUUCCCUAUCUGCCCUAGGAAAAUAAACUCUUGUACAUACGCCCUUUUAACAAAACAGAGACCUUCCUCCUACACUUCACUACACUGGUAUGCUUAGGCUAAUAUUUAUGGUGUUGGGUUUAACAUAAACAGAAAUCGAUAGAAUUUGAAGCCGUUUCAUCGAUAUUCAUGGGUUAUUCAUAGUGAACUCUCUUCUAACUUCCCUGUGUGUCUGUUAAGAACUUUUCCUGUUUUCGCCCCCCUCACACUAACAAACCGGAAAAUCUGAAAUUGUUAACAUGUCAUCUCCCACGCACUCCAAUCGAAGAAAAGUGCUUUUAGGAUUUAGUUGUGUUUAGACUGUAAGCAAAUGAUUUGAAUUGUUAUCGUAAAAUGUUAUUAUAUUUUGUUCCAUCACUUAUUUAAAUCUCUUGAGAAACUGUGAAGUAAAGCGGCUUCUGUUGUGUACUUGUUGAUGGUAAGCUGAGGUUGGCCGCAAGCAGUUGUCAAACAAUAAAAAAAAGAAAUAGUCAACACACUAUUGUGCAUACAGAUGCAUUGCGUAAACCCGAAUGUAAAGUCAGUCAAGCCGUUAUGAGUAACUACAGAUAGGCAAACCCGACACAGUCGCAAUUAUUUGUUGUUUAUUGUAUCAAAUUUAACCCUACACUGCUGCGGCGAGAAUAAUUUGAGAAACAAAAAGCAAAACGUCUUUAUAUAAUAAAACGCCCGUAUUUGUAUCUUCUUGGAUGUAUUAUAUACAUUGGAAUUUACAUCAAAUUUUACUGUAAAGAGGUACGUUAAAUAAAUUAUGGAAAUACAUUUAA